Messenger RNA from Cooperia oncophora, 882 nucleotides. The record is from the annotation of a GenBank genome assembly. Lineage: Eukaryota; Metazoa; Nematoda; Chromadorea; Rhabditida; Trichostrongylidae.
AUGGUGCAGCUUUCAGGUGCGGUGAUGUGUUCCAAUGAUGGCAAUGGAAAUAUAGUAAAGGAACCGAUAGAAAUUGAGGUAGACGACAAUACACGACAGCUGGAUCUAACUAGACGUCGCCUAUUGUAUGCAUCUAAUUUUAACAUGUUGCCAAAUCUGGAGAUGCUAACCUUGCGAUGGAAUUUGCUUAAAAAGAUAGAGAAUUUCAAUGGAUUACAUAAACUAACCAAUUUAUCCUUGUAUGAUAACCAGAUAACAAAAAUAGAAAACCUGUUCGACUUGCCGAACCUUAUUGUUCUGGAUCUUUCCUAUAACAGAAUCUCAAAAAUCGAAGGACUUGACGCAUUGCAAAAUCUCAAAGAACUAUAUCUCACUAGGAAUAAACUCACGAAAAUCGAAGGACUAGAAAAUCUGAAAUCUCUUGAGUUCCUGGAACUUGCGGAUAAUCGCUUACGGAAAAUUGAAAAUCUAGAGUCGUUAACGUCAUUAAAGAAGCUCUUUCUUGGUGCAAAUCAGAUCACAAAGAUCGAAGGUCUAUCAACACUCCGUGAACUGACGGUGUUGAGCUUCAUCGGUAAUGCAAUCCGAACUAUUGAAGGACUCGAUCGCUUAACGAACCUCACCGACUUGGCUCUCUCACAGAACGGUAUCACACGCAUCGCAGGCCUUGUCAACAACGUCGCGCUUGUCGCCCUUGACCUUAACGAUAACCAAAUCGAAAAGAUCGAGAAUCUUCAACAUCUGACCAAUCUGAAGAGUUUCACACAACAUUUCUACCGUAAUCGAGUUCGAGAAAUCCUUCCACGUGUGAAAAUCAUCGACGCCGUGCCAGUGAACUGGGUGAGCGGUGAUCCAUGGCAAGAACUGGUACCUGAUGACUAG